CAGUGAUUUAWCAAGGGCAUGAAAAUACAUCUGUACAAKACUUUGACAGUGGAGAAUAAAGUGGAACGUUUGGUAAUACGAGCCAGAAUGGAUGACAAGGUGGAUGACAAAGAUGAGGACAGCUGCAGUACAUACCCAAGCCUGGUGCCUCCAGAAUGCAACAUUGGGUGGAGGACAGAACAGAGACUGCUAUGCCAUUGUGGACUGGUGUGCUGAUCGUAGCUGUACUGGGAGUGUCUCUCAUAGGCGUUGUUGUGGUUUUAUUCUACAGAAGACACGAACAGUACAAGGAGCAGCAGCCUCACUAUUUCUUCAGGAAAAGAGACAAAGUUAUGCUUUAUGGCAGAAAGAUCAUGAGAAAGGUGCAGACCUUGUCCUCUACCUCAACCCCUAUCUCUACCUCAGGGUCCCAGAAGCAGCGAAUCAGGAAGAGAACUAAAGUCCUGUCUAUAGCAUGAAAAUCCUACGCAUUAGCAAGGAGCCUCCCACCCUGGUGGCUAAGGAGCCCCCUCCCUUUCUGCUGGAGGCUGACCUCAGAGUUUGACGUGCAGAACUCCCACCUGCCCUCUGAGGGUCCUGGGCCACUUUGAGAAGCCUCUGUUCCUGGAGCUGUGUCGACACAUGGUGUUUGUGCAGCUCCAUGAGAUGGAGCCUCUUCCCUCCCGGGGACAUCGACGACAGCAUCUACGUGGUGAAAGAUGGCCGUCUGGAGCUCUGCAUACAUGAGAGUAUGUGGUUGUGAAGGAGGUGUUGCCAGGAGACGGUGUCCAUAGUCUGCUCAGUAUCCUGGAUGUCAUCACUGGUCACUCAGCCCCCUACAAGACUGGAUCUGCCAGAACUGCAGCCCCUUCUACCAUACUGCGUCUUCCAGCUGCUGCCUUCCAGUGUGUGUUUGAGAAAUACCCAGAGACUCUGGUCCGCGUUAUCCAGGAGAGCCAGGCAGUCCCCUUGGUGGCAGUGUGAUAGGUGAAGCCAACCCUGACAGGGGUCUACACAGACAGCACUCCCGGUCUGAAGAGGCUGGGCCUGAGAGAGGGGGUUCUCAUAGACCUAGGGCCUAGUGACACAGGAGAAGAAGAGGACCAUGGUGCAGCGUUAGAAUGGGGAGAGGAAGUGCUGUCUUUUAGAUAGCAGCCCCACCACUAAAGGAAAGAGGUCUCGCUCUCAGUCCACUCCUGUGGCAGUGUCAAGUGUCAUGUCUGCUGACCUCAACAUGACGUAUCAGCGAGCCAGAAUACGAGAAGCAGCAGCUAAAGCAGAGACACCACCAGAAAUGAUGUCAUAAUGUCAGGCAUGCACUCUCUUAUCUGCUUUAGCACAUUAGUGUCAAGAUCAAUUCAUUGUCAUAGUUGAUGAAAACACAAACACAUUUCACCUCUCCUCUAUAGUGUGCAUGAGUCCUGUCUGUCCAGUUGGCUGGGGCAGYAGGAGGACAUCCACCGCAUCGUUCUCUACCAAUCAGACGAUACCCUAACCCCCUGGACUCAGCGCUGCAUCCGUCAGGCCGACUGCAUCAUCAUUGUGGGACUAGGAGAGGCUGAGCCCACUGUGGGCGAGUUGGAGCGGAUGCUGGAGGGCAGUGCUGUGCGGGCACAGAAGCAGCUGAUUCUGCUGCACAGGGAGGAUGGUCCCCCGCCCUAGGGCACUGUUGACUGGCUCAACAUGAGGAGCUGGAUCUCCAAACACCUGCACCUCUCCUGUCCACACAGGGUCUUCUCCAAGAGGAGCCUGCCUAAACUGAGAGAGAUGUACGAGCGUGCUUUCCAGAAGCCUCCGGACCGCCACUCUGACUUCAGCCGUCUGGCCAGAGUACUGACAGGCAACACCAUCACCCUGGUGCUAGGGGGAGGGGGUACUAGGGGCUGCUCUCAAGUUGGCAUCCUGCGGGCGAUCAACGAGGCAGGAAUCCCUGUGGACAUGGUGGGUGGAACCUCCAUCGGCUCCCUGAUGGGGGCGCUGUACGCUGAGGAGAAGAGCAGCAGCCCUAUGAGGGUUCACGCUCGCGAGUGGGCCAUGAAUGUGUUCGACCUGACGUACCCUGUGACCUCCAUGUUCUCUGGGGCUUCCUUCAACAGCAUAAGCUCUGUCUUUAAGGACAAACAGAUUGAGGACCUGUGGAUCCCCUACUUCAAGGAUAUCACUGCUUCAUCCAUGAGGGUUCACACUGACGGUUCCCUGUGGAGGUAUGUGCGUGGCAGCAUGUCACUGUCUGGGUACAUGCCUCCCCUCUGUGACCCCAAAGAUGGACACUUACUCAUGGACAGUGGCUACAUCAAUAACCUACCUGCUGACGUAGCUCGCUCCAUGGGGGCCAAAGUAGUGAUUGCCAUCGACAUGGGCAGCCAGGACGAGACUAACCUCACCAACUACGGCGACUUGCUGUCUGGCUGGUGGCUGCUAUGGAAACGCUUCAAUCCCCUGUCAGAGAAAGUCCAGAUCCUGAACAUGGCUGAGAUCCAGACCAGGUUGGCCUAUGUCUGCUGCGUUCGUCAGCUGGAGUUGGUUAAAGACAGAGGUGGGCUACCAGCACGAUAAGACAAUGUUUGACAUGUGGAGUCGUAGUGGAGUUGUGGAUAAGAUGAUGAAAGACAGACAUCAAGAGGAAUUUCACAAGACCAAGAGCUGCAAUAGUUAUCAGACGAUUACCAGAUGGACUAUGAUGAUUACCAGACGGACUAUGAUGAGGAGGCCAGAGAAAGUGCUCUCUCUGACUUUGACAUGUCUAAUCCCAACAGUGGAGUGGAACACACAGAGGGGGAGGAGACUGCAGACACAGCUGACACAGAUGAAGAGAUUCAGAUCAGGGUCCGACAUCACCAAACCAAACGACCACCAAACCGCUCAGACAGUGUUGAUGAUGCAUAACAUCCAUCAUAUUCAUGAUGUACUGUUUCUCUGUCCGGUUGACAGUGGUCCUCAAUGCCAGUCUAGACAUUAUUAUUAUUAUGUUAGGAUGUUUAUCAUUUUUCAGCUGUUAUGUUAAGGUUAGGUUGUAUUAUGAUCAAGGUCAUAACAUUUACAUUUCAUUCAUAAUACUUUUGGUUACAUGAAACUAUAUGAAGAGAAGUUGUACAAUGCAAUGUUUUUUGCUGCCAUGUGUGUCUUUCACAUUCAUGGUGGUAACAGAACAGCUCCUUUCUGAUUCAUCGAUUGAUAGUGAUUGAUUGUAGCCAGUACCAAUAAUUUAUUAAUGGAGCUGGAAGCCUGACCUGGGGGCAACUAUGAUAAAGGAAAUAUUAAAUCUUAUUAGAUUGGGUUGCAAAACAAUCUUAUCAUUCUGCUAGUAUUAACAUUAUACAUGGUAUUGUUGUUUUACAGUGAAUGUAUUACUUUAAUUAUGUAGAAUAUGUAUUGUUAUUUACAUUGUUAGAAAGGACACUGUUGAGUGCCAUAUUAUCAGGGAUUUGUGUGUGAUACCUAACAGUAGUUGUAUUUUUUUUUCUCCUUCCCUUUCUUUAGAUUACUUUAGAUUACUAGAACGUUUUAGUCAGGGUUAUGUAACAUCUGUAGUACACUACUAAGAAUAAAAGGUGGAAAAUA
Molecule: messenger RNA, 3540 nt
Organism: Salvelinus sp. IW2-2015
Lineage: Eukaryota; Metazoa; Chordata; Actinopteri; Salmoniformes; Salmonidae
Source: RefSeq, a predicted model, not a curated record